This is a messenger RNA of Gordionus sp. m RMFG-2023, 2129 nucleotides long. Its product is annotated as zinc finger protein 862-like. The record is from RefSeq and is a predicted model, not a curated record. Lineage: Eukaryota; Metazoa; Nematomorpha; Gordioida; Chordodea; Parachordodidae. The transcript is spliced from 6 exons. Bases 126 to 2129 code for a protein of 667 amino acids.
AUUAAAUUAUCAUUCAUUCAUUUUUUUUCAUCUGUUUUUGUUGUGUAUCACAUUCUCUAUAGGUAUCACAUUAAUAUUAUAAUAUAUAACCAGUUAUUUUAUUUUAGAGCGUUUAUUUUAAAAUUAUGAAGAAACAAUCAAUUAUAAACUCUUAUUUUAAGUUAAAGUUAAACAAAUGUCAAGCAACAUCACCUCUACAAACUACUAGUAAUACUACAUCAGAAAUUUCAGAAACUGAUUCUUCUCAUAAUAUGAAUGAAGCUAAUCUAGAAAAUCAAGAGGAGGAAGAUGGAGUAGGAGAUUAUGGUGUUUCAUUAUUACAUUUUGAUUUUAAAACAAAUAAAGACGAAGAAGAGACUCAAUCAUCUUCAUCUAGCAGCUCAGUCUCUCAUUGUCAAGAAGCAACUAUGUCAAAAAAGUCCUCUAAUGGUUCAAUUCAAAUCCCUGGUGACCUUGGCCAGAAUAAACCAAAUCAAAUCAAAUUAAACAAUUACGCGAAAAAAGAUAUCCAUGGAAGGCAAAGAUCAUUUCAAAAAUCAUGGUAUAGAGUCCGAGACUGGUUGGAGUAUAGUGUAGAAGCUGACGCUGCCUUUUGUUUUCCAUGUAGGAAAUACUUGUGUAAUCCAAGUGAUGAAUUUGGACAAACGGGAUUCAGAAAUUGGAAAAAUGCGUUAGCUGCCAAGAAGGGACUGCUUAAACACGAGAGCUCAAAAGCUCAUUUAAAUUCAAUUACAAUAUGGCAUGAUAAAAAUCAAAAUAUAAACAAUGGUACAGAAAUAACUAAAAUGUUGGGAGGUGAUCAAAUUAAUCGUAAUCAAUAUUAUAUUAAAUCAAUAUUUGAUUUGAUGCUGUUUCUUAGCAUACAAGAGCUACCUUUCCGUGGGACUGGUUCAACAAAUAUUACGGAUGCUGCAAAAGAUGAAAACAUAAUUUAUUCUUCUGGACUAUUUAUAGCAAUGUUUUCCUACACCAUCCAAAAAGACCCUGAAUUAAAUAAAAUUAUGAAAUUUAUACCCCAAAAUGCCCAGUAUACAUCACCACAGAUUCAAAACGAAGUAAUAUCCAUUAUGGCAGAUAUGGUGCUUGAACAUAUUUCAGACAAAUAUAAUAAAAGCGAGAUGCCUUUUUUUUGUCUUAAGGCCGAUGAGACAAAAGAUGCUUCAGGUUGUGAAUAUCUGAGCAUAAUAAUUCGCUAUAUUUUUUCUGGAGAAAUCCAAGAAAAUUUAAUAGGAAUCAUUAAUUUAGAGUGUCUUUCUGCUGAAAGCAUUACAGAUUGCAUUUUAAAGCAACUUAAUGAUCUAAAUAUUAAUUCAGCUAAUAUAAUAAGCCAGGCAUAUGAUGGUGCAAACGUUAUGUCUGGCCGAAAUGGAGGAGUGCAAACACUUCUUCAAAAAAAAAUUAAUAAAAAUGUUCCUUUUAUACAUUGCUACAACCACAAGUUGCAUCUUGUGGUUCAAAAUUGGUAUAAUAAUAUUGUUAUUAUUUCUAAUUUUUUUAAUUUAUCAAAUGCAUUGUAUAAUUUUUUCAGGCGUUUUAACGUAUCCUGUAAAUAUACAGGCCACACCCUUAAGAGACUUUUAGACCAGAAAUGGACUGGUCAUUUAGAAACAUCUCGCAUUAUUUAUGAGAAUUUUGAGGCUAUCUUAAUUCCGAGAGGUGAUAAUUCUUUUGCUUUGAUUAUGAUUAAGGCUGAAAAACUUUUAUCAAAAUUUAAUCUCACUCCCCAAAAAUCAUCACGGGUACGUAAAACGCCUAAAAAUUUCCAAGAUUUUUUAGUUGAUAGCAAACUAGAAUUCGAUUGUGAAAAAGACUCCAAUUGGAGUUCUUUAAAAAGGAUAUAUUAUGAAAUUAUAGAUAACUUUGUGGAUCGUUUUUUAGACCGAUUUACAGAAGAUGAUUUUAAUCUUUUUUCAUCUUUUAAUACAUUGUUCCCCCUUGACCCUGAUUAUUUUUUAUCAGAUAAAAUGGCCCCAUUAAAAUCCCUGUUAAACUUAAAUAUGGAAACACUGCAUCAUGAAAUGAAGAUAGCAAAAGGAUUGCUAGCUUCGGAAGCUAAAGAAAAUCAUAAUUUUGAAAACAUCUUACAUAUUAUCAGCGAUAAUCAUUGGGAUAUCAACGGCUUCUUGUGA